Messenger RNA from Oncorhynchus gorbuscha (pink salmon), 1554 nucleotides. RefSeq names its product linkage group 19 C17orf97 homolog (gene lg19h17orf97). NCBI's taxonomy places the organism in Eukaryota, Metazoa, Chordata, Actinopteri, Salmoniformes, Salmonidae. The record is from RefSeq and is a predicted model, not a curated record. Gene Ontology annotation, biological process: protein arginylation. The transcript is spliced from 2 exons. Bases 385 to 984 code for a protein of 199 amino acids.
ACUAGUGUUGUUAAAAUGUUGCUACAGUAAUCAAUCGCUGCAACACUAGUUCCUCACGUGAUCUUCUUGUUUUAUACCUUGUAUCACGCGCGAGUUUUACUGUACAACUCAUAGAAAAUAUUCUAGAAUAGGUCAGACGAACGCGAAGAAUUUGGGAAUGGUGAUCCUUUGGUUUCCAUGGAGAAGUUCCAUGUGAGAAGAGUGGAUCGGAGUGCACACCUUGAAAGUAUCUGAUUAGGUUAUCGUUUCUCAAUUCAUCACGUCGGUGUAACCGUUGUAUAAAGUUUAGGCCUUUAUGUAUCCUUCGAUUUAAAGCAGUUGACACAAUGUAUCAACUAUCAAUAAUUUGAUGGUGUAUCGAGUUCGCCCAAGCAUCCGUAGAGAAUGAACCACAGCAGAAACGUUGAUACGGCGGUAUGGAGCCAGGAUGCUCUGAUGUCUACCAACGUGAGCCUUACAAAUGACAGCAAGCGAAAGAAAAAGAGAAAGCACAAAACAAAAGAUAAAAAGAAGAGUGGUUCGACGAGAAGAGGACCGAGCUCGCCUUCAAACUCCGAUGAUGCAGCAGCAGAUAAACUCACCAACACUGAGCAGCAACAGGUCGUCAAAGGCUCCUCCACACGGUCCAAACCCACCCUGAAGAGCUCCAACAGCAAAAAGACCAAGGCCAGAAGUCUGACCAGCCUCCACAACAAUAAAUCCCAGCGAGAGGCAAUGAAACACAAGGAAACGUUGACAGGGCCAGACGCUGGUACCCACCAAGCCCCACUGUCAUGGGACCAGGCUGGCCAGAACAACCCAGCCAGGGAGAGCCUGAGGUGGGAUGGAGUUUUGGAGGAUCCGGUGGCUGAGGCAGAGAGGAUAGAGGUGUACAAGGCCAACCGGAGGAAACGGUACCUGGCCUCACAGCAGGGGGUGAUGGACUACUUGGGCUUGUUCAAGGGACACAUGGAGAGCAGUAGUGCCAUUACACACAAUAUCUAGGUGGGGCUGUUUUAACAUGAAUAAAUCUAUAGGUUUUAUGUGCAGUACCUUCUCUAUCCUGCAGAUGGCAUAGCAGUCUCAAUCUGAGAUGGAACAUUGUAAUUUCAUUUUUACUCAACUAGUGGCCAUUUAAAAAAACAUAUCCCUAAUUGAGAACCAAAAGAAAAUCCUGAUAAGACUAUUUUGAAUUUGCUUAUGGCAUUGGAGUACAUAUCAAAUAAUUGUAACACUUCUCAAAUCUGAUAUAAAACAGUUGGUCUUUAUUUGAAACAAACACUAUAAAAACAGUGCUUUAAAAGCGAAAUCAUUUUACUUCAAUAAGGCCCUUUGGGUAUCUCAAGACAGUUCAGGUCCUCUAGAUGUGUAUCCUUGUAGGACCUUGAGGGAAGUUACCUGUGUUUGGUAGCCUCAUAGUAAUCUAUUAGGCUACCAAAAGGAGUUUAUUAGCAUCAAAUAAAUGCAUAACUAAAUUAAACCUCUGGAAGCAACCAGAAGAGGAUAGGCAAAGAUUAUGGACAGUCCAUAAGGUGUUAGUAAGAACAAGACUUCACUGUUAGGAAAAUACAAAAA